CCGCUCUAUCACUCAUGACAACAACAAUGGCAGCAAUCUCCUUCCCCAAGGUGUCUCUCAAGGAGAGCCUCGACCGCCCGCCCGGCGCUCCCGCCUUCGACCUCGGCUUCGCCGCCUUCGAGGCCAAGAUGCUCGCCUUCACCGAGGCGAUCGAUGCCUACGUCUUGCGCGAGAAGGAGGCCAUUUCGCAAAGCGCGGCGCAACAUACCGCCACGGUGCGCGACCUCCACGCGAGCAAGGAGGAGAUGGAGGCGCGCAUCGUCGAGACGCGUGCACGAGAGCGGGAGAUGCUGGACACGAUCGAGGCUGAGCGGCACCACCUCGCUGACCUUACCGCCAGCGUGGGGCGGCUGCAUGCGCAGCUGGCCAAGAUCCGGGAGCAGGCGUCGGCACUGGAUGGAGAAUUGGCGGGUGUGCGGCGAGAGGUUGGCCUCGAGCGCGCCGUCAAGGAAAGGCAGGUCAAGAUACUCGGCGAUAUGGCGGGCACGGACGAGGCGCAGCUCGCUGUUCUCGAGGGCGCGCUGGGGCUCAAGAUUGCGGGUGUGGGCGACUGCCGACUCCUGUUCACAUUCACGCUCAUCGACGAGGCCAAGCCCGACCGGGAGUUCUGCUUCGUCCUUGACGUUCAGGAAGAGUACGCCAUCCCACAAUGCGAUCCACCCAUUGCCACAGGCGAGCUCAUUGCCCAACUCAACGCGGACCGAAAUCUGGGCGCGUUCGUGCGACGAGUACGCGCCGCGUUCGUAGCGCACGCCGCGCGAUAGUUCCUGCCGUAGACCUGGACGCCAAUGUUGUACACUUGUAUCGCCUAUAAUCAGUCUCGGUUGCACUGAAGGAAAGCAAGAGGAAUAGAUUGUUCAUCGCGCCUGAACGGCGCUUUUUACUCUGGCGCAUACUCGAUGUCGCCGUCAAAGUUUACACGCCCGCGCGUCACCUUCUCGCCCUUGGCCUUGACGAGCUCCUCGACCGUCUUGUGCU
Messenger RNA from Cutaneotrichosporon oleaginosum, 978 nucleotides. RefSeq lists its product as uncharacterized. Gene Ontology annotation, cellular component: Ndc80 complex. Gene Ontology annotation, biological process: chromosome segregation. The record is from RefSeq and is a predicted model, not a curated record. Lineage: Eukaryota; Fungi; Basidiomycota; Tremellomycetes; Trichosporonales; Trichosporonaceae.